Leguminivora glycinivorella is the source of this 940-nucleotide messenger RNA. RefSeq names its product RRP15-like protein. The transcript is spliced from 5 exons. The record is from RefSeq and is a predicted model, not a curated record. NCBI's taxonomy places the organism in Eukaryota, Metazoa, Arthropoda, Insecta, Lepidoptera, Tortricidae. Gene Ontology annotation, cellular component: preribosome, large subunit precursor. The coding region runs from base 109 to 894 and encodes 261 amino acids. Gene Ontology annotation, biological process: maturation of LSU-rRNA; maturation of 5.8S rRNA.
GUCAAAACAGCGUGUUGAUUUGCUUUGGUGUAGAACACGUGAAAUAUAAUAUUUAUUUCUUCAGUUUUUAUAAGAGUACUGUAAAUAUUUAUACUCCAUUCAUGUGCAAUGGUGGUAGCUCCCGAAAUGUCUAAGCCAGUACUAAAAGUUUCAGUGUCCGACGAUGAUUCAAGUGAUGCUGCGUCAGAAGGGUCAGAGAAUGAAGAGGGGAUGGAAAUUGAAGCAUCAGGUGACGAAAGUGGCAACUCUGCCUCCGGGGAAGACAACAGUGAAGAUGAAGAUACUGUAAUGACCAACAAAGGAUGGGGCGAUUCCAUAUCAAAGAUUCUUAGCGCCACUAAACCUAAAAAUAAGAAGACUUUGGUAUUAUCUAGAGCUAAGAAGUAUUCUGCAGUGGAAAAGGUUGAAAAGGAAGAAAAACCAGCUUUUGAGGUGAUUGGGGAAACUAAAGAAGAAAAGCCAGUGCUUAAGAAAGAAGAUCCAGAUGCUUCCGAACCAGCACCUAAAAAGAAAAAAAAUGAAAAGCCCUCAAUAAGAGUAAAACCCAACAUAUUAGAAAAAGAUAGAGAAAGAUUAUUAAACAAGAUAGCAACAAAGGGUGUUGUGCAACUGUUUAAUGCAGUAAGAAACCAACAGAAGACUUUAGAUAAAGAAAUGGAUAGGAGCGAUCUAUCUGAAGCUAAGAAGGAGAAAAUCUUAAAGAAAUUUGACAAAAGAGCCUUUUUGGAUACUCUCAUGGGACAGACAAAGUCGGUAGUUGUGGAUCAGGAGACUAAAGCCCCUAAGAAUGAGGUGAAAACUGAGGAAGAGAAACCUCGGUGGAAUGCAUUAAGGGAUGACUUCAUGAUGGGUGCCAAGAUGAAAGAUUGGGACAAAGAGUCUGUGGACGAAUAAUUUAAUAUGUUAAUUGUAAAUACAUUAAUAAAUAAUCUUAAAUUUA